ACUGGGGGGCGGGCAACACCGACAGUUGUCUGCAGGCAAAGAUGGCGGUGCGGAAGAAAGACGGCGGCCCGAAUGUUAAAUAUUUCGAAGCAUCUGACACCGUUUCUCAGUUUGAUAAUGUCCGCGUCUGGUUGGGGAAGAAUUACAAAAAGUACAUCCAGGCGGAGCCCCCCACCAACAAGUCUCUGUCCAGCCUGGUGGUCCAGCUGCUGCAGUUCCAGGAGGAGGUGUUCGGCAGACAUGUCAGCAACCCCCCCCUCACCAAGCUGCCGAUGAAAUGUUUUCUGGACUUUAAGUCCGGGGGGGCUCUGUGCCACAUCCUGGCUGCAGCCUACAAGUUCAAGAGCGAUCAGGGAUGGCGCAGGUUUGACUUCCAGAAUCCGUCCAGGAUGGACCGGAAUGUUGAGAUGUUUAUGACAAUUGAGAAAUCUCUGGUGCAGAACAACUGUCUGUCCCGGCCGGUCAUCUACCUGAGCUCUGACAUAGACCCAAAGCUACUAGGGAAGCUGAAAGACAUCAUCAAAAGGCAUCAGGGCUCAGUGACAGAGGACAAAUCCUCCAGCUCUCAUGUGGUGGUUCCUAUCCCGGCCAGCCUGGAGGAAGAGGAGUGGGUUCGUCCUGUGAUGAAGAGAGAUAAACAAGUCCUCCUCCACUGGGGAUACUUUCCAGACAGUUAUGACACCUGGAUUCCUGCCAGUGAAGUCGAGGCUGCAGUCGAGGAUCCUCCGAGUCCAGAGAAGCCCAGGAAGGUCCACGCAAAGUGGAUUUUAGAUUUGGACCAGUACAACGAGUGGAUGAAUGAGGAGGACUAUGAGGUGGGAGAGAGCUGUCCUAAGAGGAAGAGGAUCUCUGCCAAGACCCUGACGGAUGAGGUCACCACGCCUGAUGAGCGCAGAGACAAGAAACCGAGCAGCGCCAAGAAGAGGAAACGCUCGCCGUCGCCGUCCCCCACCCCUCCACCCCAGGAGAGCAAAAAGAAGAACACCAAGAAAGGACCAACAACUCCAUACACCAAGUCCAAACGCGGCCAGCGAGAGGAGGAACAGGAGGAUCUGUCGAAGGACCUGGACGAAACCUCACCUGUUCCUCCGUCUGAAGAUGGAAACGCAGCAAAGACAAAUAACACCAAGAAAGACUCGGAUUCCACUCCAGUCAAAGGAGGAACGGACAUGGACGAGCAGGAGGACGAGUCCAUGGAAACAACGGGGAAGGAGGAGGAGGAGGGCUCUCCGAGUGUGAAGGGGGAACCGGUGAAGAGCUCAGAUCUACACGAGGACAACGUGACUGAACAAACCCACCACAUCAUCAUACCCAGCUACGCCGCCUGGUUCGACUACAACAGCGUCCAUGCCAUUGAGCGCAGAGCCCUCCCCGAGUUCUUCAAUGGGAAGAACAAAUCCAAAACUCCUGAGAUAUAUCUGGCGUACAGGAACUUCAUGAUCGACACCUACAGACUGAACCCUCAGGAGUAUCUGACCUCCACCGCCUGCCGGAGGAAUUUGGCGGGAGAUGUGUGCGCCAUCAUGAGAGUCCACGCCUUUUUGGAACAAUGGGGGCUGAUCAACUACCAGGUGGACUCUGAGAGUCGGCCCACGCCGAUGGGCCCCCCGCCCACCUCUCACUUCCACGUCCUGGCGGACACGCCCUCCAGUUUAGUCCCCCUGCAGCCCAAGACGUCCCAGGUGAGUUCCCGCUCCGAGAUGCUCCUGCAGAUGAAUCUGGCUGUGAUUGACCCCCUUUUCCUGCAGACUCCCGCCUCCCAGCCGAUGAUGUCCUUCCCUGAUAAGAUGAAGGAGAAGCCGACAGACCUGCAGAACUUUGGGCUGCGGACGGACAUGUACAGCAAGAAGACCGGCUCUGCAAAGAGCAAGAGUGCAGCCAGUUCCAUGAGGGAGUGGACAGAACAGGAAACGCUGCUCCUCCUAGAGGGUCUGGAGAUGUACAAGGACGACUGGAACAAAGUGUCUGAACACGUGGGCAGCCGUACGCAGGACGAGUGCAUUCUGCACUUCCUGCGGUUGCCCAUUGAAGACCCGUACCUGGAGGACGGCUCCUCCUCCAUGGGCCCCCUGGCCUACCAGCCGGUGCCCUUCAGCCAAGCCGGAAACCCCGUCAUGAGCACCGUGGCCUUCCUCGCCUCGGUGGUCGACCCGCGUGUGGCGUCCGCUGCCGCCAAGUCUGCUCUCGAGGAAUUCUCCCGUAUGAAGGAGGAAGUCCCCGCGGCGCUCGUCGAGGCUCAUGUGCGGCGGGUGGAGGAGGCGGCGAGGGUCAGCGGCCGACAGGAUCCGCUCUACGGGUUGGAGGGCAGCGGCAUCGCAGGAACCGGCUUGGAGGAAGGAGAGCGGCCCGAAGAAAGCAGCGAUGAAAACAAAAACGACAACCAGUCGAGCGAAGAGAAGAAAGAGGCCAAAGACAGCAAAGAAGGAGCGAUGGCGGAGGAGGAGAAGCAUGCAGAGAACGAGAAGAAGGAGGAGGAGAAAGGAAGAGAAGCUGAAGGAGAAAGGGAAGGAGACAAGACCGAGACGGACAUCGGGAACGGCGAAAAGGAAAAAGACAGAAAAGAGGAAACAGAAGAGGCUCAAAGAGAAGGAGAGAGUGAAGGAGAAAGAAAGGCAAAAGUGGAACGGGACGUAGGAGAAGGAAACCUGGCGACUGCUGCCGCCUCUGCGUUAGCAGCUGCUGCCGUCAAAGCCAAGCAUCUAGCAGCGGUGGAGGAGAGGAAGAUCAAAUCUCUGGUGGCUCUGCUGGUGGAGACCCAGAUGAAGAAGCUGGAGAUCAAACUACGACAUUUUGAAGAACUGGAGACGAUCAUGGACAGAGAGCGGGAGGCCCUGGAGUACCAGCGGCAGCAGCUGCUGGCCGACCGUCAGUCCUUCCACAUGGAGCAGCUGAAGUACGCAGAGAUGCGAGCGCGACAGCAGCACUUCCAGCAGAUUCAGCACCAGCAGCACAGCCAGGCCGGGGGCCCCCACGCCACCCAGGCCGCCCCGGGACCGCCUUCACAAAACGUGACUUCGAGUCAGCCAGCUUCCAGCACACCAGCGCCGCAGGCGGCCCCAAGCCCCGCCCCACCAGCAUCUGCAGCCCCGCCUCCUGAGUCCCAGCCGCACCCGGGGGCCCACAGCUCUCCGCCCCGCCCACCCGGCCAGGUCCCAGCAGCUCAGUCCAGCUCCAGCACCACACCGGCGCUCAACGAACCGAGCGCUCCAGUUUCCGGGGAGACGCUUCACCCUCCAGCCCCGGUCCCCCCCCCACAGUGAGGAUGUGAAAGACUGCCCCCCCCCUCAAAGUCCGCCUGCAUCAUCUGAGAUGAAAAAGUUCUCCACUGAGGAGGAGAAAACAUUUUACCUUUUCAUUUGUGACGGAGAACACCCGACUUCUGUUUGCCGUCUGGAAACAGGAAGUCCUUUUCAUAUAAAUGUAUUUUAAAGGUCAUGUGAGCUCAGCCGGACGCCGCCAUCUCCAGCCGGCGCCGGCCGGGUUCUGGUGCACAUAGAUAGUCUUACUAACAUGCCAGCAUUGAAGGAGAAGGAAAGACUCAUCUUUGGUUUUCAGUGUUUUUUUAUGUGAUCCUGACAGUCGGACAUGUCAUAUCUGACGAUCCCCCCCCCGUGUAAUGUAGGUACGUAUUCAGAAACAAAGCACUUUUAAAUGAAGUCUCACUGACAGACUUGAAGUGUCCAGCAGAAUAAACAUAAGCACUUAUAUCCUUCUUUUUGGUCAUUUGAAAAACCUGAUUGGAAAUCUUCUUUUGCUUGAAUCUUGUUUUUGUCAUGUGGACAAAGAGUUACUGUACAGGGUGAAGCCUGGGGGGGUCUAACGUCAGCGGAAGAGCUGGGAAUGAUGGGAAAAAAAGGUUUUGAGUUUGACUUGAGAACGAAUUUGCUGUUACAAACAGACGUUCCGGCAGGUUGCCACGGAAACCGUGUGAAGGAAAAUAUUUGCGGUGAUCCUAGAAGACAAAAACGUUUGGGUGAUAGUGAUGCUUCCUGUUUCUGAACGCAUCAUGGAUGUACGCUCGAGGGGUUGUCUUUAAAAAAAAAAAAAACGUCUUGGGAUGAUGGAGUUUGUGGUUAUUAGCAAUCAUAUGUACUACCUUUAGAACUGGAUGCGGUGUUAUCUUUUUAUCCAAACUGUUUUCUAAUCAUGCUAUUAUCAUAAUUCUUGGACAGUGUUUCUCUUUUGCAUUUUUUAUUGGAAGAAAUGUGGAUGCUGUCAGAAAAAAAGGGAGCACCUUAAAAUACAGCUGACGAUAAAGAAUUGUGUCCCUGCAAAUAUAUUCUCACCUUUUUUUAUAUUUUUUUAUUGCUUUUCCAUCUAUUUCUUUGAUAUGUCAACAAUGUAAGUGUAGAAAUGACCUUUCUAGCCUGUAUUUACCCUACCGAGCUGUGUGUGAUCUAGACCUAUCAGGGGUGUGACUGUGACCAUGUGUGCACGUGAACGCAUGCCAUUACCGGAACAUGCCGACGUUCUGUUUUCAUUGAAGUGCCAUGAGUCGUGUGUUUGAAGAAUUAAAAAAAGCGAGCGCACAGCUCGCCACAUCAGUGUCAUAAACGUUUCCUCAGAUGGGAAACGUUGCAGUUAAUGUUCGUCACGCCAGUAUUGCAGUCCUCACAGCCGUCCGCUGGGAGCAGAAACCAACUUCUUUUCUCCGUGUUAUUACAUUUAUGUGGACUUUGUGAUAUGAAGUAAGUGUCCGUUGGGUUUUUGUAUGUUCUCCACUUUGCUGAAGGAGGCAGCGACUGCAUUCAGAUAACAUAGAAGUCAUUUUUUUCAUUUGUAAAUCAUGACAUUAGUGCUGGAAAUUACUCUUGCAGUUUGUAUAACGAAAAAGAUCAAAACAGGUUUUAACUACAAAAUGUUUGAGGACAAUAAAAAUGUGAAGAGGGGCGA
Messenger RNA from Oryzias melastigma (Indian medaka), 4893 nucleotides. RefSeq names its product SWI/SNF related, matrix associated, actin dependent regulator of chromatin, subfamily c, member 2 (gene smarcc2). Lineage: Eukaryota; Metazoa; Chordata; Actinopteri; Beloniformes; Adrianichthyidae. Gene Ontology annotation, cellular component: SWI/SNF complex; npBAF complex; nBAF complex. Gene Ontology annotation, molecular function: histone binding; nucleosomal DNA binding. The coding region runs from base 42 to 3260 and encodes 1072 amino acids. The record is from RefSeq and is a predicted model, not a curated record. The transcript has 25 exons. Gene Ontology annotation, biological process: positive regulation of DNA-templated transcription.